This is a messenger RNA of Penicillium brevicompactum, 5022 nucleotides long. RefSeq names its product non-reducing polyketide synthase encA (gene encA). The transcript has 4 exons. Gene Ontology annotation, molecular function: fatty acid synthase activity. The record is from RefSeq and is a predicted model, not a curated record. NCBI's taxonomy places the organism in Eukaryota, Fungi, Ascomycota, Eurotiomycetes, Eurotiales, Aspergillaceae. Gene Ontology annotation, biological process: secondary metabolite biosynthetic process; fatty acid biosynthetic process. Bases 1 to 5022 code for a protein of 1673 amino acids.
AUGUUUGUUGCAUCUCACAACUUUUAUUGGAGCAGAUACUAUGAGCAAAAGCCAGAAACUUUUACUUCCUCCAAAUCCACAAUAUGCGUCUCUGCCCUCGGCGUGAGUCUGCUAGCCGGAGCGGCGGUCGCUGUCUCGCCGACUCUAGCGGAUCUUCCCAAGGUUGGUGCCGAGGCAAUCCGGGUUGCUCUACGUAUGGGGGUAUUGGCUGGGCAAAGGUCUCGGUGUAUUGAAUCUCAGGACCUAUCGAAUGCGCCUGAAAGCUGGGCUGCCGCGGUCAAAGAGCUCGAUGAAGAUUCCGUCCGAAAAGAACUUGAGAGUUUUAAUAUAUCGACGCAUAAUCCGCUUCCUAGCCACGUUUUUGUCAGCGCGGUCAGCGACGACACCAUCACCAUCAGUGGUCCUCCUUCAAAAUUGAAGAAGCUCUUCAGGGUUUCUGAACGUCUUCGAUCAACACGCUACGUUUACUUGCCCAUUUACGGAGGCCUCAGCCAUGCACCACAUAUCUUCAACUCCAGUCAUGUUGCCUCCAUCAUGAAAACUGCAAAUGGAGCGGUGAUGGAACGAGUGAUGGUCAGCUCCCCUUUGAUCUCAAACGCAAACAGUCUCCCGAUUCAAGCAACAACUCCUCGUGGUCUAUUUUCAGCAGUUGUCCAUGAGCUUCUCACGUGUCCCACUCGGACAAAAAUGGCAAGAGAAGGGGCCCUCAAUGUGAUCAAAACCGCUGGGGGAAGGUGCUCUGUGUUUGCCCCCGGGUCAUGUAGUUUGGCUACAGAGAUUGUUUCCCAUGGAAGCAGAAGAGGUUCUGAAUGCGACUUCCAGAUUCUCGAUUUGAUGGGCUGGAUUGACCAGGAUUCGACUGAUCCUGCCCCCCUCAGACACGAAGACUCCAAAAUCGCCAUUGUGGGAAUGUCAUGUCGAAUGCCCGGUGGUGCAAACGACUUGAAUUUGUUUUGGGACUUGCUGAAAGAAGGGCGUGAUGUACACCAAAAGGUACCGGCCGACAGAUUUGAUGUGGAUAGUCAUACCGACCCGUCUGGGAAGACCCGAAACACCAGCCUCACGCCAUUCGGCUGUUUUAUUGACCAGCCCGGGCUCUUCGAUGCCGGAUUUUUCGAUAUGUCACCCAGAGAAGCAGCCCAAACUGAUCCAAUGCAUCGCCUUGCGCUGGUGACGGCAUACGAAGCCCUUGAGCAGUCCGGAUUUGUGCCAGAUCGCACAGAAUCUACCGAUAGGACAGGUAUCUCGACAUUCUACGGCCAAUCGAGCGAUGAUUAUCGUGAAGUCAACGCCGGUCAGACAGUUGACACCUACUUUAUUCCUGGAGGCUGUCGGGCGUUUGCGCCAGGACGUAUAAACUACUUUUUCAAAUUCAGUGGACCAAGUUUCAACUGCGAUACUGCCUGUUCUUCCAGUUUAGCGACGAUCCAGAUUGCUUGCACAUCCCUGCUACAUGGAGACAGCAAUAUGGUAGUUGCGGGAGGUCUCAAUAUUCUCACUAACAGUGAUGGCUUUGCGGGACUGAGCCGAGGCCAUUUUCUCUCGAAGACAGGGGGCUGCAAAACAUUCGAUGCUACCGCGGACGGAUAUUGCCGAGCAGAUGGAAUUGGAUCUAUCGUUUUGAAGCGAUUGGAUGAUGCAGAAAGAGACAACGACAAUAUUCUGGGUGUCAUCAUGAGUUCUGCGACCAAUCAUUCUGCCGAUGCCAUUUCCAUAACCCACCCACAUGCUCCGACACAGGCCGAUCUAUAUCGCCGAGUCAUGAGAAAUGCUGGCAUUGAUCCCCUUGAUGUGGACUUGGUUGAAAUGCAUGGUACUGGUACACAGGCAGGUGACGCAACUGAGAUCGAGUCGGUGACCUCGGUCUUUAGUCCUGCGGCUCCAAACCGCACAAGGACACAACCGUUGCACAUUGGGUCAGUUAAAGCCAAUGUAGGACACGGAGAGGCCGCUGCUGGUAUCAUGGCCCUAAUAAAAGUUCUGCUGAGCCUGCAGAAAGGUAUGAUCCCAAGACAUGUGGGAAUCAAGACUGUACUGAACCCUGCAUUCCCGGAUCUGGGUCGUCUCAACGUCCGAAUACCCCAGGAACAAGUCUCAUGGCCUCGAAGCUCGACAAGAAAGCGCUAUGUAGUUGUCAACAAUUUUAGUGCUGCUGGCGGUAACACCACUCUCUUGCUUGAAGAGCCCCCAGCGCGCCAUGAACCCGAGAAGGACAUUCGAACGGCAUUCACAGUGACGAUUUCCGCCAAAAGCAAGAUCUCACUGAAGAAAAACUUGGAAGCGCUCUUAGUAUUUAUCAAGGGCAUGUCGACAGACGAUCUUCCGCAUCUUUCAUAUACCACAACAGCUCGCCGUAUGCAUCACAACCAUCGCAUUGCUGUGCAUGGGAAUUCAACAGAUACAAUCGCUCGGCAACUUGAGAAGCACUUGGUCACAGCGGAAUCACACCGACCCAUCAGCAGUACGAUACCUUCCACUGCCUUCGUGUUUUCCGGCCAAGGGAGCUUCUACAUGGGCAUUGGACACCAACUCUAUGGGUCCCAUUCGACAUUCCGAAGACAGCUAAAUCAGCUUAACGAUAUUUGUUUGAGUCAUGGGUUCCCAUCUUUCCUUGAGGCCAUACAGCUGCCUGUUGAGCGACAGUCCGCUCCCGAGCCGAUGCCUAUCGUUGUGCAUUUGGCAAUCGUCUGUACAAGUAUCGCAUUGUGCGAAUUUUGGGAAAGUCUCGGAGUAAAGCCAUGUGUCACUAUUGGAGCAAGCCUUGGAGAGUUUGCCGCUCUCUACGCCGCGGGUGUCCUCUCUGCAAGCGACGCCAUUUACCUGGUUGGACACCGAGCACUUUUGAUGCAAGAAAUGUGUACGCCAAAUACCCAUGCUAUGCUGGCAGUGCGUGCGACAGUGGGGCAAAUCCAAGACGCACUGAUUGGACAGUCUUAUGAAGUUGCUUGUAUCAACGGCCCAAACGAUAUCACUUUGACCAGCUCGCUUGAGGGGAUCAGUAGCGCGAGGUUCAAGAUCGAGGCUCUUGGAUACCGAUGCACACAACUCACUGUCCCAUAUGCAUUCCACUCUGCUCAAAUGGGUCCUAUCCUCGACCGAUAUGAGGAACUAUGCAGUGGAGUGACUUUCAAAGAGCCUCAAAUUCCAGUGAUCUCUCCACUCUUGGGCGACUGCGUCUUUGACGCUCAUACCAUCAAUGCAACUUACAUGCGUAAUGCAACGCGUUGCCCCGUUAAGUUUACGGAAGCACUGAAGACUGCCGUUGAGAUGGAACUGGUGGAUGCAAAGACUGUCUGGGUAGAAGUGGGACCCCAUUCCUCAUAUGGUCCCUUUGUUCGCAAUGCGAUGCCCUGGGAUACAAUGAUGGUGUCAAGCCUCAGGCGCGACGAAGAAAAUUGGCACACAUUUUCCCGAAGCAUGGCAGACUUGCACAAUCUUGGAUUCAAUAUCAACUGGCAGACAUGGCAUGCGCCGUUCGAGUCUCAACUGCGGUUAUUGGAUCUUCCAGCAUAUCAGUGGAACGCCAAGAACUACUGGAUUCAAUACAACGGAGACUGGAUGCUGACCAAAGACGCAAAACCAUUGGGAGAGCGCCCCCAGGAAGCUGCAUCCACAUUACAGACUGCCUUCAUCCACAAGGUUAUCAAGGAAACGAUUGACAAGGAUGGUGGUGAAGUCAUCGUUCAAUCUGAUAUAUUGCGAGCAGAUUUCCGAGAUGGAAUGGGUGGCCAUGAAAUGAAUGGAUGUGCAGUGGUAACAUCAUCCGUCUCGCAGUCUAUUCAUGCAGACAUUGCAUUCACCUUGUCCAAGUACCUUCACAUCCGAAUCAAACCCCAGUCUGCCACCCCUGCCACCAAUUUGAAGAACAUGCAAGUGAAGCAGGGUCUUAUCACACGAGAGGACCGCUCUCGGCCCCAGUGGAUCCAAGUACGUGCCGUGGCAGAUUGUGCCACCGACUCUGUCCAGCUUUUCUGGUACACUGUAGAUGACCAAGGAGAGAGGGCCUCAGACUAUUUUGCAACACUCACAGCUGAAUGGGGUGAUUCCGAGACUUGGAUCGACGAAUGGUCGUCCACCUCACAUUUGGUCGCCAGUCGAAUCGAGGUUUUGCAAAGUCUAGCCACACAAGGAACAGCCAGCCGCCUUAAUCGAGAUAUGGUAUAUAUGCUCUUUGGAAGUCUUGUGGAUUACUCAGACAAAUAUCGAGGUAUGAAAACCGUCAUCCUGAACGGCCUGGAAGCAGCUGCAGAAGUGAUACUUGCCCCGGACGAGUCAUCGGGCAAGUGGACAGUGGCGCCAUACCAUAUAGAGAGCAUCGUUCAUCUUGCGGGAUUCAUUUUAAAUUGCGGAAACGCAGUUGAUCAUCGCAAGAAUUUCUUUGUCACACCCGGGUGGAAAUCCAUGCGUUUCGCGCGCCCGUUGGUUUCCGGUCGUCCGUAUAUGUGUUAUGUGAAGAUGACGCCCGUACCCAAACAGUCGGGAUUCUAUGCAGGAGAUGUCUUUAUUCUGCAAGAUGAUGAGAUUGUUGGAUUGGUUGGGGGUGUCACAUUCCGCACAUUCCCGCGCUCUCUUCUGGGUCAAUUUUUCAGUUCGCCUGAUAAGAACAGUGCUGCCGAGCCUGCUCAUGUUACCAGACAGCCUCCUGCAUAUACCCCGGAAGCCCAUGAGGUCUCAACGCCGUCCAGCGGAGCAAGCUCAUCGGAAAGCAUAAGUCGGGCUGCCAGUCCAGCCAAAGAUGCGAGCCCAAUGGUUUGCAAAGAUGAGCAAAUAUCCACCAGACCACCCGUGGGAGAGAAUCCCAUCAUUGGGCAAGCCAUGUAUUUGAUUAGCAAAGAAACUGAGAUCGAUCUUGAGGAACUCUUGGACGAAACCGAGUUCUCAUGUAUUGGCAUCGACUCGUUGAUGUCUCUCGUGUUGGUGCAAAGAUUUGCGACGGAGCUGCAGUUGGAAUUGCGCAGCUCGUUGUUCUUUGACUGUCCCACCAUUGGGGAUUUCAAAGCGUGGUUAAAGGAUUACUGUUGA